UGCUUCCUCUUCUGUCCGUUAAGGUCCUCCCAGUCGUCACUAGGGCCUUUUGUCUAUGGAUGUGCUCCAGCACUUCAGGCUUGUUCUUCUCUGGGACCAAAGGAUUCUUUCACAGGAGAUUCUGCUCCCCAAUUUCCCCCUGAGUGCACCAACUCCUCCAGGAAGUGCUGCGGUUGAGAGUUCUUGGUUGGAAAGCUGCUCAGGGAGUAGCCAUCUCCCUACAGAAAGCAUGUGCGCUUAGGGGAGGCUGGUUUUCUUCUUGGGAUCUUGGAGCCUUGAUACUCGCUUUACGAAGUAAAAGUUACCAGCUGCUGCCUGAGGAAGAGAAAAGACAGAGGCCCCCCAGUGUUCCGAUCAGCAAGAUAACAGUUUCCCACGUUUCCACAACAUGAUAUUGGCAGCUCCUCAACAUAUGGGACUGGCUUGAUUAUUCUUUAGACGGUGACAGAAAAGCAUUGCCCCGAAUACUCGGACAACCAGACAGAUAACCAUGAAAGACAAUGGACAAGAUGAAGAUGAUUAUAAAGAAGUUAAGGUGAUGAAAAAGAAAUUGAUGAGGAAAUUGAGAUCCAGAUGGAUUAGGUGCCUUUCUCAAAGUCAUACAGAUAGAGAGCAGCCUGAAUGUGAACACCUGAUGAAAAGAAUUCCAAGUGUGAAAAAAAGUAAGGAUUGGUCAUAUUCUCUCAUCGUGGCAUCGCUCAUUGGGGCUUUUGGCUCUUCCUUUCUCUAUGGUUACAAUCUUUCUGUAGUCAAUGCUCCUUCCCCGUACAUCAAGACUUUCUACAAUGAUACCUGGGAAAAAAGACAAGGCCACUCAAUAGAUAAUAGUACUCUAACACUGCUAUGGUCUGUGACUGUGUCGAUUUUUGCUAUUGGUGGCCUAGUGGGCACAAUGAUGGUGAUUUUGAUUGGAAAAGUUCUUGGAAGGAAAUGUGUGUUAUUAGUCAACAAUGCAUUUGCCAUUUUAGCUGCAGUGCUUAUGGCUUGCUCACGUCAAGCAGGAUCCUUUGAAAUACUAAUCCUGGGUCGGUUCAUCAUGGGCAUUGAUGGAGGCAUUGCUCUCAGUGUCCUCCCUAUGUAUCUGAAUGAAAUCUCACCCAAAGAGAUCCGUGGAUCUUUGGGACAGGUCACUGCCAUCUUCAUUUGCAUUGGAGUAUUUGCUGGUCAGCUCUUGGGCCUGCCUGAAAUACUGGGACAGGAGUCACUAUGGCCUUACUUGUUCGGUGUGAUCGUCAUUCCUGCCUUUGUCCAACUUGUGAUUCUCCCUUUUCUGCCAGAGAGUCCACAUUAUCUGCUCUUGGAAAAGCAUGAUCAGGAUGGAGCAGAAAAAGCGUUUCAAACUUUCCUUGGGAAAAUGGAUGUCUCUCAAGAAAUUAAAGAGGCCCUUGCUGUCAGUCGGGUUCAGAGAAACAUUCGCGUUGUCUCAGUCUCGGAACUUCUGACGAGGCGUUCUGCUCGCUGGCAGAUAAUUACAGUGAUUAUCACCAUGGCCUGCUACCAGCUCUGCGGGCUUAAUGCGAUUUGGUUCUACACAAAUAGGAUCUUUUCUACUGCUGGGAUACCUACAGAGAAGAUUCCAUAUAUAACCCUGAGUACUGGUGGCAUUGAGAUUUUGGCUUCCAUCUUUUCAGGCUUGGUCAUUGAACGUCUGGGGCGCAGACCUCUCCUCAUUGGUGGCUUUGUGCUCAUGGCGCUCUUCUUUGGAAUCCUCACUGUGACUCUGACACUGCAGGACAAGGCUCCCUGGAUCCCUUACCUGAGCAUUAUCUGUAUCCUGAGCAUAAUUGCCUCAUUCUGCAGUGGGCCAGGUGGAAUCCCAUUCAUCUUGACCGGAGAGUUUUUCCAGCAGUCUGAGCGGCCAGCUGCCUUCAUGAUCGCAGGGACAGUCAACUGGCUCUCCAAUUUUAUAGUGGGACUCCUUUUCCCAUACAUUGUGGAAGGUUUGAAAACAUACUGCUUCCUGGUCUUUGCCGCAAUCUGCAUACUAGGAGCGACUUACUUGUAUUUUGUCCUUCCUGAGACCAAAAACAAGACUUAUGCAGAAAUCAGCCGGGUGUUCGCCAAAAGGAAUAAGGAAAACCUCCCAGCAAAGAAAACAGAGCAAGCCAGAGCCAAUGGACAAGCCAAUGGACAGGCCAACAGGAAGUCUGAGCUAGAGUCUUCUUUCACACUUGACAAUCGCAUCUAAAAUAAAAUCAUUUAACUCGAA
Vombatus ursinus (common wombat) is the source of this 2209-nucleotide messenger RNA. It is a transcript of the gene SLC2A9, whose product is annotated as solute carrier family 2 member 9. Gene Ontology annotation, molecular function: hexose transmembrane transporter activity. Lineage: Eukaryota; Metazoa; Chordata; Mammalia; Diprotodontia; Vombatidae. Gene Ontology annotation, biological process: monosaccharide transmembrane transport. The transcript is spliced from 16 exons. The coding region runs from base 491 to 2188 and encodes 565 amino acids. The record is from RefSeq and is a predicted model, not a curated record. Gene Ontology annotation, cellular component: membrane.